Messenger RNA from Megalops cyprinoides (Indo-Pacific tarpon), 1201 nucleotides. Its product is annotated as eukaryotic translation initiation factor 2 subunit 2-like. Gene Ontology annotation, molecular function: translation initiation factor activity; translation initiation factor binding; mRNA binding. The record is from RefSeq and is a predicted model, not a curated record. Bases 139 to 1134 code for a protein of 331 amino acids. Gene Ontology annotation, biological process: formation of translation preinitiation complex; translational initiation; formation of cytoplasmic translation initiation complex. Gene Ontology annotation, cellular component: eukaryotic translation initiation factor 2 complex. The transcript is spliced from 9 exons. NCBI's taxonomy places the organism in Eukaryota, Metazoa, Chordata, Actinopteri, Elopiformes, Megalopidae.
UGCGCGGUGGCUGAACGGAAGUCCGCGCAUGCGCACUGCUGACCCGCAGCUGAUGCAAGAAAGCGCAUUCGCGAGGCCACGGAGAAGAGACAGAGGCGGCGUUAAAUCAGCACUAAAGUUUACUACCACACAGCAAACAUGUCGGGGGACGAGAUGAUAUUUGACCCCACCAUGACCCGGAAGAAGAAAAAGAAGAAGAAGCCCUUCAUGCUGGACGAGGACGGGGGAGAUGGGCUCGGCGAGGAGACCCAGCAGCCGGAGGCCAAGGAGGCGGAGCCCGACGGCGGGGAGGAGCGCGACCUGGACCUGGAGGAGGACGAGGGCAAGAAAAAGGAGCCUUCAGAUGAUCUGGACGAUUUGAACUUUUUCAAUCAGAAAAAGAAGAAGAAGAAACCCAAGAAGGUUUUUGACAAUGACCUGGAGGAAGGUUUAAAGGAGCUGAAGAUCGAGGGCGAGCAGCCCGAGGCAGCAGAGGAGGAGGACCUGGACCUGAUGUUGCCGGCCAAGAAGAAGAAGCCCAAGAAGGUGGACUUCCAGGAGGAGGGAGAGAUGCAAGAGAAGGACGAGGCUCCAGAGGACGAGGACGGCAAAAAUGACGGCAUCACAUUCAGCACACAGACAGGUCCGGCCUGGGCGGGGACAGAGAGAGACUACACCUACGAGGAGCUGCUGAACCGGGUCUUCAACAUCAUGAGAGAGAAGAACCCUGACAUGGUGGCCGGGGAGAAGAGGAAGUUUGUGAUGAAACCGCCCCAGGUGGUCAGAGUCGGCACCAAGAAGACCUCCUUCGUCAACUUCACAGACAUCUGCAAACUGUUGCAUCGUCAGCCAAAACAUCUUCUGGCUUUCUUACUGGCUGAGCUUGGUACAAGUGGCUCUAUAGAUGGCAAUAACCAGCUGGUGAUCAAAGGAAGAUUUCAGCAGAAACAGAUUGAAAACGUCCUGCGAAGAUACAUCAAGGAGUACGUGACGUGUCACACCUGCCGCUCUCCGGACACCAUCCUGCAGAAGGACACGCGUCUGUACUUCCUGCAGUGUGAGACCUGCCACUCCCGCUGCUCCGUCGCCAGCAUCAAGACCGGCUUCCAGGCCGUCACGGGCAAGAGGGCACAGCUGCGCGCCAAGGCCAACUGAGCCCCAGCCAGCCGGGCUCCCAGCCAGCCGGGCUGCCCAGCCAGCCGGACUCCUGUGAACUGGGGGG